Messenger RNA from Scomber scombrus (Atlantic mackerel), 764 nucleotides. RefSeq names its product proteasome maturation protein (gene pomp). Lineage: Eukaryota; Metazoa; Chordata; Actinopteri; Scombriformes; Scombridae. The transcript is spliced from 6 exons. The record is from RefSeq and is a predicted model, not a curated record. Gene Ontology annotation, biological process: proteasome assembly. Gene Ontology annotation, cellular component: nucleus; cytoplasm. Bases 50 to 475 code for a protein of 141 amino acids.
ACCGGAUAUUCAAUUGUGUUGAAAAGAAAGUGGAAGAAACGGACUCAGAAUGAAUUGCAGAGGACUCCGCUCUCAGCUGAAGGACAGUGUACCUGUGGCCGGUUUGUGUCCACAGGGGGCUUAUGGACUGCAGGACUCUCUGCGUAGCGGCUUCACCAGUGUGAAGAAUGAACUCCUUCCCAGCCAUCCACUGGAGCUGUCAGAAAAAAAUUUCCAGCUGAACCAGGACAAGAUGAAUUUCUCUACUCUCAGAAACAUCCAGGGUCUUCAUGCUCCGCUCAAACUGCAGAUGGAGUACAGGGCAGCUAGACAGAUCCAGCGUCUGCCAUUCCUACAGAGUUCAAACCUGGCGCUGGACACGCUCAAAGGCAGCGACGAGUCCAUUGGCUUUGAAGACAUCCUCAAUGAUCCAGCCCAGAGUGAAAUGAUGGGUGAACCACACAUGAUGGUGGAAUACAAAAUGGGCUUGUUGUAAAGAAGACUGACACAGAUUACACACAUAGAUUUAGAAUAUCAUUUGUCUGCAUUCAUUUGUUUAUUGGAUCCAAAACAAAAGUGACCAAUUUCUUUUCAGAAAGACUGGGAAAGGAUGGGGGUGUAUGUAAGAGGGGGGGCUGACCUUACAAAUAACAUAGACAUGGGUUACUGAGUAUUGAACAUUUUUAUUCAUCUGCUGGCAAGACUCUCACUCAGACAGGCAUUCAAUGCUGCUUUUGUAUGAUUCCAAACUGGUUGGUGUUUCUAAUAAAUUUAACAUGACAGUC